Messenger RNA from Brassicogethes aeneus, 1278 nucleotides. NCBI's taxonomy places the organism in Eukaryota, Metazoa, Arthropoda, Insecta, Coleoptera, Nitidulidae. The record is from the annotation of a GenBank genome assembly.
AUGCCAAGCGUUGACUCAGGAAACUUCAACAUCCUCCACCUAUCCGAUUUUCACUACGAUCCAAUGUACACACCGGGCAAAAACGUCGCAUGCGAAGAUCCCCUGUGUUGCCAAGUCGACUCCGAUGACCCUAAAAAUAGUUCUAGUGCUUGUGGGUAUUGGACGGAAUACAAAAACGCCGAUAUACCCUGGCACACUCUUGAGGAACUUUUGAAGCAAGUACAGAAUCAUGAUUUUGACUUUGUAUAUUUUACUGGGGAUAUAAUAAGUCAUAGAGUGUGGUCUACCUCCAUAGAAUCCAACACUCAAGCUAUCAAAGAAGUAUAUCAGUUAUUUAGAGACAAAUUUUCGGUGCCAGUUUUUCCAAUUCUUGGUAAUCAUGAACCUACACCUAUCAAUCAAUGGUCUAAAGAUGUAGCAGAUCCAAACCUUUCUACAAGUUGGUUAUACGAGUUGGUAGCCCAGGAAUGGUCCUCGUGGUUACCAACAAGUGCACUAGAAACAAUUAGGCAUGGAGGUUACUAUACUGUAUCUCCUAGGCCGGGUUUUAGAGUUAUAGUAUUAAAUAGUAACGUUUGUUACAAUUUGAACUGGUGGCUUAUCUACGACGAUUUCGACCCCUACAAUCAACUAAGUUGGUUGACAAAAACUUUACUUGAAAGUGAGCAAAAUGGCGAGUCAGUGCAUAUAUUAUCUCACAUACCUAGCGGUAACGGAAAUUGUUUACAUGUAUGGAGUAGGGAGUUCAAUAAAAUAGUGCAAAGAUUUGCAAACACUAUUACUGGUCAGUUUAAUGGACAUACACAUACGGAUGAAUUCCAGGUUUAUUUUAACCAAUCCAACCCCUCUGAAGCUGUAAAUGUGGCCUAUAAUGGAGCUUCGUUGGUGACUUAUGUAGAUUCAAACCCAAGCUAUAAAGUUAUUGAAGUUAACAACGAAACUUAUAACCUUAACGAUAUAGUUGAAUGGACUUUCAACCUAACAGAAGCAAAUUUAAGUCCGGAAAUAGGCCCCAAUUGGUACAAACUCUAUUCAUUCAAACAUGCCUAUAACCUAGCGGAUUUAAAACCAAAAACAGUAGGAAAUUUGCUGUAUACGAUGGCAAAAAAUCACACUUUACUCGAGCAGUUUAAUAACUUCAGAUUUAGGAAUUCAGACAACAAACAAAUGUGUGAUCAAAAGUGCCAAAGAGAUGUCCUAUGUGUAGUUUCAGUCACUUUAUAUGGAAAUAAUGAUAAAUGUAAUGAACUUCAAAAUAUUUUCGAUGAAAGUCUGUAA